Molecule: messenger RNA, 1245 nt
Organism: Anopheles funestus (African malaria mosquito)
Lineage: Eukaryota; Metazoa; Arthropoda; Insecta; Diptera; Culicidae
Product: prostaglandin reductase 1-like
Exons: 3
Coding region: 170-1165 (331 amino acids)
Biological process (GO): prostaglandin metabolic process
Molecular function (GO): 15-oxoprostaglandin 13-reductase [NAD(P)+] activity
Source: RefSeq, a predicted model, not a curated record
GUUUAAAUGUUUCUCGAAUAUGCGGUUCCGGUGUUUACAUCCAAUGAAGCUGCAUUGAAGUCCACUCGAACACUUUUCCCAUACCGAAAUUGAAGAACUAUACACAUAGCAUUCAUUUGAUAAGACAAGCGCAAAGUACAUAUCUCCACUAAACUAGUUGUUCUGGAACAUGGUGCUGGCAAGGAAAUGGAUGUAUGUGAAGCGACCGGAUGGCGAACCCAAACCGACGGAUUUCUCCAUCGAGCAAGAAGAGCUACCUGCACUGGAACCUGGAGAUUUUCUGGUUCAAACGUUGUACUUUAGCCUCGAUGCCGGUUUACGAGGGUACAUGGAGAUUGGCAUACUGCCGGUCGGCAGUCCCGUGAUCGGGAUGGCCAUCGCGAAGGUGAUCGAAUCAAAGAAUGAAUUAUUUCCGCGCGAUGCACAUGUGUGCGCCCGAUUAGGUUGGUGUACGCAUGCCAUCCUCAAUCCGACCAAGCGCAAAGACCAAAGACCAUAUCUUGUGCCCGAGGUGGAGGGAUAUUCUCACGCGAUCGGACUCGGUGCGCUCGGUCUAUCCGGUAAUACGGCGUAUUUCGGGUUUCUGGAAAUAUGUAAGCCGAAACAGGGUGAAACGGUAGUAGUAAGUGCGGCUGCCGGUGCGGUCGGACAUUUGGUUGGUCAAAUUGCCAAAACAAUGGGCUGCUACGUAGUGGGUGUUGCAGGAUCGGAAGAAAAAAUGCGCGUCCUUAAGGAGAUCGGGUUUGAUGCCGUCAUUAACUAUCGUUCCGGUUCCGUGCGGGAACAAUUGCUUCAAGCAACACCCAAAGGCGUUGACUGUUACUUCGACAAUGUAGGUGGUGAGCUGACGGAAUUGGUACGCGAACGGAUGAAUCUUUACGGUCGCAUUUCCGUGUGUGGGACUGUAUCGAGUUACAAUGGGAAACCUAAGCAAGUGACGGAUCCGCAGCGAGACUUUGUCACCAAGCAACUGCGACAGGAAGGGUUCGUUGUGUUCCGCUGGUUGGACAGGUGGCAAGAGGGCAUCACGCAGAUGCUGCAGUGGAUCAAGGAGAAAAAGCUGACACACCUAGAGACGGUCUACGAGGGCUUUGAAAACGCACCGGAUGCUUUUAUAAAAAUGUUGCGUGGUGAUAACAUUGGAAAGUCGGUCCUGAAGUUGUAACAUUUAAAGGUGUUGAUUUGAAUAUGCCAUGCAUUGUGAUCUUUUUAUGGCAAACAUCGCAUACGUGCUUCCGGUUUUUA